Molecule: messenger RNA, 870 nt
Organism: Rhodotorula toruloides NP11
Lineage: Eukaryota; Fungi; Basidiomycota; Microbotryomycetes; Sporidiobolales; Sporidiobolaceae
Exons: 2
Coding region: 1-870 (289 amino acids)
Source: RefSeq, a predicted model, not a curated record
AUGUUACGCUCGACGUUCGCUCCCACUCGUGUCGCCCGCCUCGCUUCUGCCGCAUUGCGGACCCGCACCUCCCUCUGUCCUCCCGUGCGGCACCUGCCCCUCCGCGUGGCCGCCCAGCGCCUCGUCGUUGCGCACCCACUCAGCACCACGGCCAUCCUCGCUGCCGAAGACCCCAAGUCGACGGAAGAGAAGCGCCAUCCUCGUGAUCCCGCUGUCCUGCCCUGGCACGAACCGCCUACGAGCGACAGACUUGCUCCCAACACCCAAGUCAAGUUCCACCCCCUGUUCUACUCGACCUACUUCACGCACAUUACGGCGGACGAGGCGCCGCAAGGGUUCGGUCGCGGGGGGGAGGAGGACGAAGGAGAAGAAGGAGAAGAGCAGUUUGACGAACCGGACCACGGUAACGCGUGGGACUUUGACGACUUGGACGACUUUGCGACCGAGCCGGCCUCGCGCAAGGUCAGGGUCGAGCUCGUGUCGGAAGUCUUGCCGCUCAUCGAGAACCCGGACGGCGUGACGGUUCGCCAGGUCUUCGAGGCCAUCGUCAAGCACUGGGACACAGAGAUUCCGCUCAGCAAGUACCAAGAGCGGUAUCUGCGGAAGAAAUUCGACAUUCCGGCCGAGGAGGAACUCGUUUUGACCAAGCGGGACGACUUGGACUUCCUCCGGCACGUCAAGUACAGCGACGAGUACCUCGACGGAAGAACCCAGUUCUGGGCGUCGGUGGACGACGAUUGCGUGCCCCGCUUCUCGCUAUACAACUACGGCAUCGCGGCUGGAACCCACCCGGACAAUUUCCCGCAGCCCGUCGGAGACGGUCCAGUCUCUCGCUUGCUCGUCGAGAUCCCGCCGGAAGACGAGUCGUAG